GUAUUUGGCCCCUGUAGUCACCGUGCUGUACAUGCCAGGUCAUAUCAGAAGGCAGGGCUGAAACAAGAAUUCUAGAGACUCCUUCUAUCUCACGUCUUCUUGGACUUCACCUCUAUCCCUUCCAAUAUUAACGGGGAACAAGUGCUAAGGCUCCUGCCUAUCGAACGAUCCUGCUUCGAAGAGUUUCUGUCUGCAUCACAGAAAGUGUGCGAGCCUUGGACAAGUGGCUGCAAGGGGAAAGAAGGUCCAAAAUAAUAAUAAAACAGGGCGGUUGGAACUACCACCAUGACAAACCCUACGGAUACAGCUGGCAUCUCAGACGGAAAAUUAUUAGAACUCUUCACUAUAGCUCAUCGCGCCGCCCUGGAUCGAUCUGUACCCUUGGCUGCAACUCAGAUUAGGCAAGCGGCUACACUGCUUGGCAUGGCCAUCACUACCAACGCGGAAGAAGGUAUCAAGAUUGACACUGACAGUGAUAGCAGCAAUAGCAGCAAUAGCAGUGACAGUAGUAGCUCGUCAGAGGACAGCGAUGACAGCAGUGACGACAACGACUCUGACAAUGAGGAAGCAUCAUCCUCUUCUUCGUCAUCUUCAGAAUCCACAUCUUCCAGCUCAGAUAGUGACAGCUCUUCUGAUAGCGACGAUGAGAGCGAAUCCAGCUCUAACGCCGAAAGCUCGGACGAGGAGAGCAGCGACGAUGAAGACGAUGGAGAUGUGCCCAUGAAGGCUACCGCAAACUCAGGGAGCGCAACAACCGGACCUGCGACUCCCACCAGUCGCGCCACUUCUUCGCUUGGCAAGCGGAAACAUUCUGCAAAUGCGGAGAGUGACGAUGAUUCGUCCGAACAGAGUAGCAGCAGCAGCAGUGGUAGCAGCAGCAGCAGUGGUAGCAGCAGCAGCAGUAGCAGCAGCGAUUCUUCGGAUUCGGACAGCGAAGCGGAAGAAACGCGAAAGCCCACACCACCCAACAAGGCAAAUGAGGGCCACACGGCAAAACGAACAAAAACAGAGGCUGCAACAGCCGAUGUUACUAAUCCUCGGGACGGUUUAGCCGUUCCGAUGACUAGCACGCCCCAGGGUGGCAAGGCGACCACAAGUGAGAGUGGAACUACAAGCGGCAAAAAUACACCCAGCCGCAACGGAAACGGGACGUCGAACAGGUUCCAGCGCAUCAAGAGCGAGGAUGUCAGCUACCUGGACGAUCGGUUGAAGGACAUGUCUUAUUCGGCCAAGUCUGGUGCAGGCGAUUGGGGCGCCAAAGCUUCAGCGGACCUGAUCGUCACGCGCGGCAAAGGAUUUACCAAGGAGAAGAACAAGAAGAAGAGGGGCAGCUACAGGGGUGGUGUGAUUGACACCAGCAGCCACUCGAUCAAGUUCACUUAUGACGACGAAUAGAGCACAUUGCGUCCCUUGACAUGACGCGUAUUCCCUCACACACGACCGUAUGGCUAAAAUGUGGCGCCUGGGUGGCCUGGAGCCGGAAAUCAUCUGUUUUGCUCCUAAGCAACGGGUGGAUUAUAUUAAUCGUAGCUUUAGAUCAAAAUGCCCGGUAUUAUCAUAU
This is a messenger RNA of Tilletiaria anomala UBC 951, 1561 nucleotides long. RefSeq lists its product as uncharacterized. The record is from RefSeq and is a predicted model, not a curated record. The transcript is spliced from 3 exons. Lineage: Eukaryota; Fungi; Basidiomycota; Exobasidiomycetes; Georgefischeriales; Tilletiariaceae. Gene Ontology annotation, cellular component: nucleoplasm; nucleolus. Bases 424 to 1395 code for a protein of 323 amino acids.